Messenger RNA from Dalotia coriaria, 3913 nucleotides. Its product is annotated as zinc finger protein Xfin-like. The record is from RefSeq and is a predicted model, not a curated record. The coding region runs from base 357 to 3701 and encodes 1114 amino acids. Lineage: Eukaryota; Metazoa; Arthropoda; Insecta; Coleoptera; Staphylinidae. The transcript has 4 exons. Gene Ontology annotation, biological process: regulation of transcription by RNA polymerase II. Gene Ontology annotation, molecular function: chromatin insulator sequence binding; zinc ion binding. Gene Ontology annotation, cellular component: chromosome; nucleus.
UAUCCUUCAACAAGGCCCAUGCCCAUAGAUUCCGACCAUAUCCGUGUAGGCUGCCUGUUUGGAGAGGAGUUUGUUGUUGAGUCAGCGUCCACUCUACCCGCUUGGAGUGGGGCGAGCUGUGACCCGCCGGGACGCCAGUGCGGUCGUUGUAUCAGCAACAUCGGCAAACAUCUUGUGGACUUGUUGAUGCCUCCGGUAGCGUCAUCCAUUGUGUCGCGAAGUUCAAGUUGGGGAAUGCCCCGCGCGGCGAUUGGGCCGGCCCUAGCAACGGAUCAUUAGUGUAUAGAUCCGAGGUGGCUCUGAUCGCUUGCUUCACUGCUUCAUCAUUAGGGUAGUAGCAGUAGAGUUACAUCAAGAUGGAGCAAUCAAUGGAGUACGUCAACUUCCGCACCUGCUGCCGCCUCUGCCUCGACGAGAAGUGCCAGAUGGCCAACAUCUUCUCCGCGAAGAACAGACCCGCGCACAUCACCGAGAAGAUCCUCUCGGUCGUCGGCAUCAAGGUGACGCUACAAGACAAAGUGACAACAAAUAUUUGUGAUAGAUGCUUCCUGUGUGUGAAGAACUACGACAACUUCAAGAAACUCUGCCUUAACAACCAAAUACAGCUUGCUAAACAUCUGAGUGUUUUUGAGGCAGAACUCUUGAAUGAGAGUAUACAAAUCAAGGAAGAACCUGCAUCUGAUGAUGAAGUUGUCUAUGUUCCUUCUCAAAUAGGCAGUCCUUUAUCAGUAAAAAUUGAAUCGCAGGAGACUCCAGACCAGCCCCAGGACGAUGAACUUCCACCAAUACUCUCGCCAAACCUCCCAACAGCCGAAAUGCUGCGGAAUCUUGAAGUGGAACCAGCUGAAUUGAUACAAACCAUCGAGGUAAUCACAGAAGAAUCUCCCCCGAGUGAUACUCCUGAAGUAUCAGUACCAGUAUCAGAAAAACCUCCAGAUGACACUUUUCGAGUCCCUGAAGCUCCCACAACCCCAAAGAAAACCAUAAAUGACUCCCGGGAACAGAUUGACUUCGCAGCUACGCUCCAACUAGCAAAAAAGAUGGAUUAUGUCAAUCUGGAACCAUUCACAAAGACAGAAAUACAAUAUUCCAAGCGUAUGAAGUUAAUAUACACACAAUUGAGUGAGUAUAUCUGCGCAUGCCAUAAUAAAGUGCAACCCAGUCGCAAGGCACUCCUUGGACAUCUGAAAAAGUACGAAGGAGUGUAUCUACCGCCGUAUUCCUGUCAGAAUUGUUGCACGACCUUCACAAGGUCAGGCUUUUCCAGGCAUCGCAUCAGUAGUAGUUGCAAAUGUGAUGAUUUUGAAUACAUGCAUGAUGUGAGCAAUUGCAUCGAGCGUGGAAUCAAUAAACAUCGUAAUUAUCAAGCGUUCAAAUGUAAGAUCUGUCAUUGUACAGCGAGGUUGUUUGAUUCCUACGCGCAGCACGUCGAGGAGCAUUUAUCUCAGAGUCUGAGCAUGCAGUGUAUCUGCGAGAAGCAAUUCACAAACUCAACUGCAUUCAAACAGCAUUUACUCAGCUCCUGCGUGAUGAAACCCAGCUGUGACAUGUGUGACUUAAUGUUUGAUACUCUGGAAGAGUUUAAACAACAUUGUACAAGCACACAUGAUGAUGAAGAAGGUGAAGAGUUCAUGGUUGAUGACAGCUUUCAGAUUAAAGAGUUGCCGUUUGUUGCGUUGUACGCAUGCGUGGAGUGUAACCUCAAAUGCAAGCAGGAGUUGUUCCUCGUGCGCCAUCUACAAACCGAGCAUGGGUAUGAUUUGGAUGCGGCGAAACGUGUUGGCGUGGAUUGUUACAUAGGACCACAAAAUGGCGACGCUGCUUCACCAUUGAAUAAUAACGAAACAGAUGGACCUCCUGCGCUUGUUUAUGAAUCAGAAGAUAUUAUCCCUGAAGAGAAUCAAGCGAAAGUUAUUGAAACUACUGAACCAACUGCGUACAAACAAAUAAAUUCACAGUUUGAAUGUCAGGUUUGUUUCAAAUCAUUCAGCAACGCAGGGAAUUUCCGCAGGCAUUUGAAACAAGCACAUCAACUGAAUAAAAAACAACGCAUGAGUACGUUUAACUGCGGGAAUUGUGAAGGUACUUUCUCUACAAUGGAAAUGCUUCAGAAUCAUCUCAUGAAUAAUCACAUACACGCGUGUAAGGAGUGUGGACGCAAAUGCGCAAGCGUUGAAGAGCUAGACAAACACCGCGCUAGUCAUUUGAAGAUUUCCCUCACAAGAGAUCCGAAUACUUUGAAUUAUCGCCGGUCUAGUGGAAGGGCUGAUGAUGAUGACCUUGAUACAAUGCCUGUGUUGUCUUCUAUUGAUGAAGAAGAUAUAAAAGCUUUGAAUUCUCAAUGUAAACUAUGUAAAAGAUUAUUUGCGACUGCGCGUGGUCUUGGUGUGCACAUGCGCCGUACUCACAAAGACGCUGUUGUGCAUAAUAAUGACUUGACGAGUUUUCCACGGUUUUGUAAGCGUACAGGAUGUCACGUGUCGCUGAAAUCCAUGCCUGAUUGGUCCCUGCAUAUGCAGAUGCAUGCGGAGAGUGACGGCGUCAAUGCGCAGGCGUCUAGUGAUAGCACAAGCCCUGCACACACGGAUGACACAGAUUAUUCAACGUGUAAUAAAUGUUUCAAGGUGUUUGCGAAUAGAGGCAAUCUCAAACAGCACAUGCGCACACAUGGCGUGGGUUCAAGUCCGCCGAAGUUCAAGCGGUACUUUUGUAGCAUUUGUAAAUACGUGAGUAAAUCCAAUCAGGAGUGGAUCAAGCACAGGCAGAGCCAUCUGGUGAAAUCUACGGCGAUACAGUGUAAAUUCUGUAAGGUUGGGUUUGCGUCCGAGGAGGAUUUGAAUAUUCACAUGCGUGAUGAGCAUGCUGUGCAGUGUACAACUGCGAAGGUGAAGGAACCGGAUGUUCCGCAGAUUUGUGAGAUUUGUAACAAGAAAUUGCCUUCGAAGGAGAGUUUACGCGGACAUAUUGGAUGGCAUAAACGCACGGGGACUUUUAGGUUAAAAAAUGACACUGUUGGUACUACUGGGGCUAGUAAUCCAUUUGAACCACAAGUUACUAUCAAAGAAACCCCUGCCACGUUGAAUAUCAACAAAGAGAAGUUGUUCAAGGAUAAGACUUACAUCUGUAUCACUUGCGGUAAGUUGUUCCCGAGCACCACGGCGCUGCAGUCGCAUCAAACGUCAGUUCAUGGUAAACUAAGAUGUCCGACAUGUUGGAAGUUUUUCGAACGUGCGGAUGAACUCAAUGAACACAUGAGACUCGCUCAUGUUAAAGUUGAAUCAUCAACAGGGAAGAGACCUGCAUUGGAACCACCAGUGGUGACACAACCUAAAAAGAAGUUUAAGAAAGGUUAUGAGUAUUGUAAGAUCUGUGGCGCGGAAUUUGGAGGUGAGGAGGAAUUAAGAGAUCAUACAAGGGAUGCACAUCCUGGGGUACCUUUUAUUCCCAAAGGAUGUUGUGUGUGUCCGAUUUGUGAUGAUGAAUUCCGCAAUAUGGCGGCGUUGUCCAGUCAUGUGCGGAUGCAUCAACGACGGGGUGAUACUAUGCCCUCUGGUGGUAAGAAGUCUACAGGAGGUAAUAAAACUUCUCCUGUUGUUAUUUCAAAGAGUCCUGCGACGAAAUUAUUCUGUGGAGUUUGCAAGAAAAGUUAUGAAGAUAGAUCUGAUCUGCGCAGACACAUUCUCGAUGAGCAUCCAUUUUGAGACUCGAUUGACACUCGCUAGAUGUAUGCUAUUUUUACGUAGUUGUAAGCCUGUAUUGUUAAUGUUUAUUGGUAAGUGAGUUACCCAGCGAUUAAGUUUGCAAACCAUGUUUGCGUUUCCCUCUGUGCAUAGAAGUAUUACAAAUGAUUUGACAAUGUUUAUAAAUAUAUAAAAAUCUAAUAAAUUUCAUACAGUUUUGUAACAAAAAACAA